This is a messenger RNA of Paramecium pentaurelia, 3210 nucleotides long. NCBI's taxonomy places the organism in Eukaryota, Ciliophora, Oligohymenophorea, Peniculida, Parameciidae. The record is from the annotation of a GenBank genome assembly.
AUGAGUUUAGUAAAAUCAUUUGAGUUAGCUCUAAAAUAAAACGACAUCCUAUCUAAAGUGUUGCCAAUAUUGAAGUUCAUCAAUUAGACUAUCCCAUUUCCACAAAAGCAUAGUUUGAUACAUGAACCUAGAAUUAUUAGAUUUUUAUUAUAAUUGCAUAGUCUAAUACCAGAUACUAUAGAUAUGAUUUUAAUGUCAUUACUAAAUAUAUUCAAGCAUUCAAAGGAAUGGAUUGAUGGUUGCUUUAAAGCUAUUGAAGAAUAUGCUUAACUUCCAAAUCAAGGAAAUGGAAAAUAUGUUGCUUUAGAAUUUUUAGAAACUGUUUUAAUUGAAAUCUCUGAAUUAGAGUAAUAAAAUAAGUAAUUAAUAUUAGUUUUGAUGUUGAUGAUAAAUGUUAUGCUUUCAUUAUAUUUCUUUAAAAUGCAGAAAAUGAAAAAUUAGUAAGGGCAAUUAUGAAAAAAGUAGGAUAAAUCUAACAAUAAUUAGGACAUAGAAUGAAAUCUGCAAAUCAAUUAAAUUAGCUAAUUGAAGAAAGUAAUUAAAAUUAUUUGAUUAAAGAAUAGCUGUAUUAAAAUUAUACCAAGAGGAGGUUUAAAAGAAUACAAAUGAAUUUCAUUAUUAAAAUGUAGCCAUUGAAUUAUAAGAAAAAGGUAGUUAAGCAAGAAAAGGUUCAAAACCAAAAAUGUCAUUAAUGGCAAUGAAUAUCCUUUAAUCUUAAUCAUUAUCUUCCAAAAUGCCUUCCAAAUAGUAGCUCAAUAAUGAUCAUAUAAAUAAUAAUAAUUCUGAUGAUUCCAUUCAAGCAAGUGAAGUGAAUCUUGAUGAAAUUUUAAUUUAACAUAAACCAAGAAUUGAUUCAGAGUAAAGUGAAUAUCUAGCAGACAUAGAUGCUUUAUAAAACUUAUUUGCAUAUAUUACUAAUCCUGUGGCUACAGAACCAGGAUUAAUCUUUGCAACAGAUGCCUUAGCAAAUGAUAUUCAAUAGCAUUGUGAUGAUAAUCAAUACAAAUAACAUGUAAUGAAACCAGAUAAAUUAACUACUCUAAGAUCCUAUAAAGCUAUGUUAUUUCUAACAGAUUACCAUAAUCAUCAAAUGAUCAUGUAAAUUAACUCACAUACUAUGCAAAUUGCUUGUAAUUAAUGAAAUCUAUUUUAGUCCGUAGUAUAUCUGGAUUUUUUUAAAACUCAUAAUCAAGUGGAAAUUUGACUCAUAUUAUUGGUCUACUCUAGUUUUAUUUAAAGUAUGAAUUGAAAGAAACCGUUUAUAAUUUUCUCUACUUUUAAUUUCAUCAGUAAUUUUUAGAUUAUCUUUGUAUUUGCAAUAUUCAUUAUAUUAGAUAAUCCCCAUUAUUUAGAUUUUCUUAUGAGAUUUAUGGAUCCCAAUUAUUCAAAAAUUCCUUAGGAUUUAAGAAAUUAUAUUUGGUAAUUCCUCAAUCGUUAAGGAUAUAUUACUCUGCUUGUAAGUAAGAUUACAAAUAAGGAAAAAGAAGGAAUAUUUAAUAAAAGGAAAGAUAUUACAAAAGAAGCCUAUUAAUUUUUAAAACAUAUUAAUGACUAUAAAUUACAAUUAAUUCAAGAUGAUGAUUAAGCAGCAAUAACAUAUUCUAUCAGUAGUAAUAUUGAUCAAUAUUUGGGUCCUUUGAUUCCAGGAAAAACUUUGAUUUAAAAUAAGCAACUUUUAGAAAGAAAAAUGUUAUUAAGUUCACAUCUCAGAAGAGGCUCAGACUUAUCAAGUUUAACAAGAUAAAUCAAUAAAGUUAUUAUUCAAGAAAAUAUUGAUUUAUCUGAAUUAAAUUAAUAAGGCAAAGAUAUAGAUAGAUUAUAGGAUGUAGUUUAAUUUUAUAAGGAAAUUAGUACUCCUGCUGAAACUCCAACAUUAUAUAAUGUAUACAGAUAAGCUUCAGAAGGAAUGAAAAAUAUUUAAUUUGAACAUCGAUCAUAAAGAUCCUAAGCUACAGAACCUCCGUUAAAUAUUAUUUAAUUAUAAAAUUCUAUUAGACUUCCUUCUUUAAAUAUUUAGCCUACAUGCAUAAUUACUGAAUUAACAACAUCAAAAAAUACUCAACGUAAACAAAAAUCAAUGACAUUUUCUGAAAACAAUCCAGGUUAAACAAUUAGUAAAAGAUCUGAUCAACCUUAGUAUAUGAGUUUGGUUGGUACCAGUGGUAAUUAUUAAUAAAUAAUAUAGAUAAUAUUUCAACUUACAGAUAAAUUAAUUUAAUGUAAACACCAACUUCUUAGGCUAAAUUAUUUGUUUAUUAUCCAAAUUAAGAUAAUAGUGUUGUAGACACAAUAAUGAAAGAGGAAUAUUCAAAAUAUGAAACCUAAAAUGAUGAAAUAACAUCAUUAAGAAAUAGUAAUCUAUUAAAGAUUAUUAUUUAAUCAAUGUAAAAUUUUGAAUAUCAUUAUGCAUUUGAUGAACUUCUAGACGAUUAGUAUAUUUUAUUCGAAAAACUAUUAAAUCAUUAUUCUCUUACUUAAACAGCCUUAUUUUAAAGUUCAUAUGAAGAAAAUAGUUCGAAUAAUUGUUAAAUUAUUCUUAUUGAUCUAAUUCAAAGAAUUAAUAAGAAACCUAUGAAUGAAAAACUAAGCAAACUUUAUGUUAUAUAUCUACCAAGAAUAUGCAGAAAUUUAACUAAUAUGCAUAAAAUGUAGAAUGAAAAAAUAAGUAAGGAAGAAUUCUUUUCUAAUCAAAAUCAUAUUGGAGGUAUAAGAAUUUUUAGCACAAAAAUAAUUGAUUUAAUUUUAAGAAAUUUUAAAUAAAGAAAUCAUCGAAUUUAUUUAAAGCUCAAUGAUACUUCUUCAUUUAAUUUAAAUGAAUAAUUUCAUCAAUUACCUAAUCCUUUUUAUUAAUAGAUAUUUUAUUCUAUUAUGAAAUAAUUAUGUUUAUUUGCUUAAGAAAAAUAAGUUUAAGCUAUAUUAUUUAAAGCUAAUCUGUUGGAAGGAAUCAGUUAAGCAUUUCAUAAAAAUGUAGUAAAUAAAGUAAUAGUAAGAUAAGGAAAUGUAGAGGCAUACCUACUUCAUUUAGCUUUACUUAGUUAAUUAAUUAUAUUAGUUUAUGAAUUGAGGGAUGAUUUAUAAUCCUAUAAAACCUCAUUAUUAAGAUUGUAAUGCUUUUAAAAUUUAAAAGAAGUAAUUGAAAUGUUUAAAAAUAAUAAAUUGAUUUAAUUAUAAGCCUUGGAUAUUUAAAAACAACUUCAGAAAAAAAAAUGA